GCGUGUCUGUGGUUUACACCAAGGUUCUCGAACGAUGCAACGUGGGUGCAUACCGCGCUGUUGGGUGGUGGUUGUGGUGGGACAAAAUUCCCCGGGUGUUAAAAACGCCUGCACAUGGCACAGCUGUCACCACGUUUCAUCCCCGACUCCACAACGUCCUCUGUUAGGAAGGACGAGAUGCCCAUGGUAUGUGGUUCCGAUGCAGUCAGACUUGGUUGGUGAUGUGCUUGUUCUCAGUGAUGAAUUAGCGACAACUACUCCUCUGUACAGCAUCGCCCCUCUGUUUCUAGAAUUCGGGUCGCCUUCGACAUCAAACUGGAGUGGAAUCCAAGGCGAAACUUAGCGCCGUUGAAACGGAAGAUGGGGGUUUCCCAAAGGGGUCAAGUGUGCUGGGCAUGGCCUGCAGGGGUCCUCCUUCGGGCUCCAGGAGAAAAUGACUGAAGCUGAAGUUUGGGAAAGUUGAAGAGAUUCACCAAUUUCAACAGCCCACCUGGUCUUGGGAGAUGAACAUGGUAUUCUGAAGCUACAAAGACGCCAUUCCCAUACUAUUCCUCAGUGUACCUUACCUCUCUCAUGAAGGCUAACUAUCCUGACUGUCCCCAGAAUGCUACCUGAGCACGCCAUGUUCUUUAACAAAUGUUAUGCGUGAGGAGAGGAGACCAAGACCGAAAGGUACCCCUGAAAUUCACACCAUGGCCCGGUUCCUGGACCCCUCUGCAAGAUCCCCACUCUCACGAUGCCCUGUGCUGGGACCAUUCUCGUCUCCCGCUCCCCACCCUUGCUGCUCGCCCAUUCAGUGGCCAAUGGCAGAUAAAUUAUCUCACCAGGAGGAGCGCCGUGACGGAGCGACGGCAAGCAGCCAGACGCCAGACGCCUCUCAACCUCCUUUUGAUCGCAUCCCCUCAUAAUUAACUUGAUCAUUUUUUUUUUCUCUCUCGCGACGAGCCCCCUUUUCCCAGUUCGUUUGCGAAGCAGGCGCAUCCCAAGCAGAGAGCAACGGCACAGCUUCAGUUCUCUGUCCUGCUGCUGCCACCCCUCGUCGAACACACACACACACACACUCUCUCUCUCUCUCUCUACUUACGGUUACUUCGUCGUCUUCUUUUUCUUGAUUGAAUUAUUGCUUGCUCUCUUUUGUCCUGUUAUUGCCUCUUCUCUUUCUUUCCCACCUACUUUACCCAACCCAACUAAAUUCUACACGCGACCACUGGAACGAAUGCCCAACGGAGCCACGUUACGGAAGUGCAUCUGAUCUCAAUUACCCAAUUAACGUCGUUGCCAACGGUCAAGCCCGGAGCUCCACCAUUCGAGAUUGAGACAACUUGACUGUUGAAGAGAUUUGCUGUUUGCUCGGAUUUUGUGGUCUGAUUCAUUCUUUAAGAGAAAAACAAGCUGCUUUCCAAGCAACCGCCGACUGUUGGAUUGAUCUGCUGCUGCAACGCUGGCGCCGAUCCAAGAUCCCGUUCCAUGAUCUUGCGCGCCUUACAUCCGGGCUGCCACAACGCCUCGAGACGGAUAUAUCCAAUCAACCCCAUGGAGACGACGCGGCUCACCUACGUGCGAUAAAAACGGUUCAGCCUUGCCUACAACCCCUGAAUUUGUUCUUGAUUAUAUCUUCCGCACCACGCCGGCAUCGCGGUCGAGGCAGCGAGAAGCCAGUUUAACCACAAUCAUCCGCUUCAUCCUCUGGUCGCAGGUAGAGGUGACUAGGCGCGCCACCUUCGACAGGCGCGGUAUACCGAGAUGUCGUUGAAUGGAUUGGACGACCCGCGAGUCAAGGAGGCAUAUGAAGCAGCCGUUGCAGAGGCGGGGGGAUGGUUCUUGCUCAAGUAUGCUAGCCGCGAUGAAGUUGAGCUUCUGGGUCAGGGCACCGGCGGGAUUGUCGAACUUCGAAACAACAUAGCAGAGUAUACAGACAAGUCGCCGCUGUACGGAUAUCUGAGAUACAGGCGUCGGAAUGUCAUCAUCAAAUACCUGCCUGAGGAUUGUUCCAGAUUGGUCCAAGCGCGGGUGACCGUUCACUUUGAUUCUGUUUGCGACCGCUUCUCGCCCCACGAUACAGUGUUUGAGAUCACCGAGGCGAAGGAACUGAAGGACACCAAGCUCUCGGCUGCUUGCUCACUCCACGCUGCUUCGGGUUCGACUUCAUCUUCUACCAGUUCGUUGCGCCGAAGACGAUUGGUGGAAAUUGCCGAGGAAGAAGAGGAAGAGGAACGAGAUCGCAAAAGACAAUCGACUGUGCAGGAACACGAUCGCCCUGGGUCUCCGGGCCAAUAUGUUGUACAGCCUCCGGUGAAGCUCAACGCAGAUCUUGCCACGAUACCCGACGCUUCCAGAUUCACCGACGGACAAGAUCCUCCUCAGUUUACGGGUGUUGACAGGCCCUCUUCGCCGGCUCAGUCGUUCGAUGACGCGGGGAGGCGCAUGUCCUCGCUUGACCUCUAUCCUAGCAGCUCGUAUCCUUACCCCAAACCAAAAGUAAGGCUCGGUCCAAGGCCCUCAGCUGAGGCGUCAGGGCGCCCCAAGACUCCUGGAGGCGGGACUGCCAAACUUGUGGCAUCAAUGCCUUCUAGUGUCAAGGCACUGUCCAAGGUCUCCAAGAAAGGUCGUUCUGCCGACGACGAAGACGUCCUGGAAUCGCCGAUUAAGGAGGAGCCGGAGAAUCCGUUUCCAGAUCUGGCGCCAACCAAGCCUGUCGAAGACGAUCCUGCUCGACCAUUGACCAGUAGCGACAUCCCGGCCUCCGCCCCAGCACCAGUGCCUACGGCCACACUUGCUCCGCCAUCAAGCAAGCCGAACACGAUCUCACCCGAAAAAGCACGGCUUUUGAAGGCUAUGAAGCUGCGAGAAAAGAAAAAGAUGAUGAACUCGCAAUCCGCGGAGGGCCUGUCUGCAGGCGAUGUUUCUCCGGCACCCACCACUCCAGGUCUGGCAGACGACAACCACCUCGAAACUCCACAGGAGGUGACAAUGGAAAGCGCUUCACCUGAAGCUGCGGGAGAGGAAGCUGCCGUUAUCGACAAAGCCGAUUCAGGCAUUGAGAUUGAAAUCGUGACUGAUUUGGGCUCUGUCGAUGCUCAGACAGACUCGCACCCUCCAUCGCCCCUGGCCUCUUCUGAUAUCGGUGAUUCAACCCAGGCUUCGUCUCUCUCAGAUUCUACAGACGAAACCAUUCUCGGUAAGGACCAGGGCAAGGAAACUCCCAUUGAAAAGGAGAUCCAGCAAACCGAGACCAACGGUCAAAAACCGGACGCUCUAUCUCUGGAUGGUCAGGCAACAAGCAUCAUUGCACCCAUGGAAGACGCAUCGGCCGUUCUGAAAGAUGACAGCGCUGCCGGAGCGCCCGCAUCCGCCAACACUACGGUGACACAGGAGCCUCCAGUUCAGACUUUACCGGUAUCCCGGUUCUCGGUUGCGGCUUUCCCAGCCGGAGUCUCCAACGAAGACGCAGGUAGUCCCGGUUCUGCAGAAACCGUCAAGGAAGAGCCCUCAGCAACUGGUCCCGAGACUGCACGAGCGGUCGAAAACCAGGAAGAAACAUCUCCAGCGCGACUUCUGCUCUCCAAGUUCUCCACUCAAGACGCCAAACCUAUCGCCAACGUGGAGAGCCAGAUUGACACAGCUACUGUUGGACAGCCAUCCAACAUAGGGUCAGAUAUCACCAACGUAAGAGCGGGAGAAACGCAACCGGUUCCGGCUGUUGCGGAAACUCAAAUCGCAGAAACGGAAGAAGCCACCAGACCAAAACCUGUCCCUGAGCCCAUCAAGACGGGGUUGGAUGCGCCUGGAGCGGACAAGCGGCAAUCGGUGAUCAGCAUGUUCGACAACGAUGGUUUUAUCGAUGAGCUGCAGUCUGCCACGGUCCAACAAGCCACACCCAUUACCGUCUCCAAGUCACCCAUCACGCCAUUCUUCAACGAUGCGAAUUCUAAGAGAAACACCGUCGGAGGUUUGGAUGCCGUGUCGAGGUUUUCGAGGACAGUCUCGAACCCCGUUCGAAGCUCCAUGCUGUCUCCCAACGAGGCCGUUCCAGGCUCUGCCCGAUCUGUCUCGUCCAGUGCCUAUCUGCAAAAGGCUCCGCGGCCCGCGGCAGAUGUGCUGCCCAAGACAGGCAAAAUUGGUUCGAGUAUCUCUGAGCGCAUCAAAGCACUACAGCAGCUUUCAGGGAAAGCAGGGGCCCCUGUGGAAACGGUGGUGGCCAAGGAGCGUCCAUCGUCCACUUUCUUCGCUGUUCGAAAAGAUGGGAAAAUUCCGUCACGGACACCUUCCUUGGUCGAUAGGACGGCUUCGUUGAGUGGAAGACCGACACCUUCCCCCCCCGGAUCUGUGGAGUCAUCACCCGAUGGUGCUUCGAUCAUCAGGCGCGAUAGGUCCGGGUCGGUGGUCAAUCGUCUCUCCAUGUUUGAAGGUGGGAACCCCCCACGGGGCAAGCCGGAAUCGGUUCAGGUCACUGCCCGCAUCGUGCGAGAUCCGACCAGACUGUCAGAGCAGAAGCUUGACCCAGCAGAGUACAACACACACGAUCUUCAGCAUUCACCGCUGAUGGUUGACCUUCAAAAGCGGGUUUCGUUGGAGGUUCAGUCGAGGCCUCUCAGCGCUCUGUCAAGCCGGAUGUCUCUGGACCAUGGACCCCAGAUUGAAAGGAAACAAUCCCUGCUGCAGCGUCGUCUCUCAAAGGGCAGCCAGUCGGCGGCUAACGAUCGUGAGUCAGUUGCAGAUGACGGCCAAGGCGUGCCCCGUGCUGGGAGACGGUCCUCGCUGAACGUGGUCAAAGACUUCAUCAAGGGUGCUAAGUCCCCCUCUACCGACAACCUUGCCCCCUCUCCUGGGCAAGCCAUGAGCCCUGGCUCGAGAUCCUCAUCCCGUCCUCCUUCAAGCCAUCAGAACACUGCGCCUUCUGGUGGCUUUGCGCGUCGGCUGAGCAUUGGCAGCCGUCGUUCUUCAAUUGAUCAGAACGGCGUGCUCUCCCCUGUCCGUACGACUGAAGCCUCGAUUGACUCUGAUGCCGAGAGCAUCAAGAAGAGCCCUGCUAGCCCCAACCUGGGCAAGAGCAGCCGGACGUCCCGUUUCAUGCGUCGCCUUUCCAACACUCUUGUUCCCAACAGCAGAAAGACCGGUCCCCCGUCCAUCUCCCCAACUGUCACGGAGGAGAAUGCCGCCGAGGUUGCUGCUGCCUCCAGGGCCACCACGGCUACUCCUUCCGCCUCGCCAGCUCAGCCAAGCAUUGUUGCCUUCAUGGGAGAUGUCAAUGUCCAGUUUCCCGACAAUCUUUUGUGGAAGCGCCGGAGCAUUUGCCUUGACAGCCAAGGCUUCUUGAUUCUCAGUGCUGUUUCUGGCACUGCCAUGCUGCCCACCAAGAACAAGGCGGCGGGUCUUCUCAAGCGGUAUCACAUCACCGACUUCAAGCCUCCUUAUACCCCCGAUGUUGAGUUGCAGGAGCUUCCCAACAGCGUUGUGCUUGACUUUGUCGAGGGCAGUGGUCUCCAAGUUGCCUGCGAGGAUCGGGCUGGCCAGAUGAAUAUCCUGCAUAUUCUCACCGAAGCCUACCAGAGCCACUCGCGCUAGGGUCACCAUCUACCAUCGCCACACAUCAUCCUGUCCGCACACCUGGUCCUUGCGUACACUUCACCCCUGGGGCCUUUGGACUCCCGAUUUCACACACUAUAACCUGCUAUUAUAUAACUCGCCCCUACGGAUACACCUUUUAUUUUCCUUUUUCUUUUUUUUUCGCCACAGCACAACCAUUACGAUGUUUAGAUCCCCGUCACGUUUUUUCACCUACCCCCCAUUAUUUCCCAAUCAAUGUUUUUUUGGGAAACCCUUUUGUGUACUACUCUACUUGUUUGAUGUUUUCUCAUAGCCUUCAUUCAUGAUACCACCCAUUCUUGCUGUGAGGAGGGGAAAUUCUGCCACACCCGUUUUGUUUUUAGU
This is a messenger RNA of Podospora pseudopauciseta, 5931 nucleotides long. RefSeq lists its product as uncharacterized. The coding region runs from base 1744 to 5565 and encodes 1273 amino acids. Gene Ontology annotation, molecular function: actin binding. The record is from RefSeq and is a predicted model, not a curated record. Lineage: Eukaryota; Fungi; Ascomycota; Sordariomycetes; Sordariales; Podosporaceae. The transcript has 4 exons.